ACUAUGAGAGCAGUACACUAUGUCUGCAGUACACUAUGACUGCAUGACAUCAUGAAAUUCUAAAUUCUUGAUGACGUCUACCGGUCAGUGGUGAGGCUACAUCAGUCUUUCAGUCUCCACGACAAAGAACAAACCUCCUUCACAUCAACACAGACUUCUCCAGAAAAUCUGAAAGACUCGUGCAGUCCAGCCAGGAGACGCCAAAUUGUAGUGGACAUUUUACAACACUCGCAGACUCGUCCUCUGAAGGGAACAAUCAUGGGAUUUAAAGGAGCCAUGAAAACGUUUUCAAAGAAACUAGGAUUUAAAAGCAGUGGCUCAAAGGCUGUAGAAGCUGAACUUGAGAAAUUAAAGAAGGAAAAUGCCCAGCUGAGGAUGACCUUGGAGGACAUGUCGAAACAAAAUGGAAGGCUUUAUCCUGCAUGUCCUGAGUCAGAUGAAGCCAAGCUGCUGGAGGUUCCUUCAGGUGAGAUCGCCAUUCUCAAGGAGCAACUGCGAGAUGCUCAGGAAAAAAAUCAGAAAUGGAAAGUUUAUGACCAUGAGAGAGAGUCCUGUAUGCAGUGGAAUCUGGCCAGACGUAUAGAGCUCGAGCAGCAGUUAAACCAAGCCCAGCGAACACUAGAACAACAGCACGAAGAGACCAAAUCAGAAGGUCAGUCACCUGCCUCCAUGCAGCAGGAGAAGCAGCUGCAGGAGAGCCAGAGGGAGAUGGAGGAGGAACGCAAAAGGGCGAGCCGCCUACAGGUCGAGUUGGUGGAGCUGAAAGCCAAGUAUGAAGAGAAGAGCCGUGAGGUGGUGCGAGUCCAGGAGGAACUGCAAGUGGAGCGUAGAAGUUGGCGACAAACUUUAGCUUUACGGCAUGAAGAUCAGAAAAGAAUGGCUGUUUUAGAGCAACAGAUCCAAUUGUCUGCUAGAGACUUUGAGAACGAGAAACAGGACCGACAAAGUCUACAGCACCUGCUCCACAAAGUGCUGAAGGAGCUUCGCAAGGCUAGAGACCAAAUCACACGCUUGGAGUCGGCAGACAUCCACGUUCACCAAAGUAUCACUUUUAAAAAAAAGAAACUGCAGCGAGAAACUCGGUUCUCUGAGCCAAGCUCAUGCACCAGGCUAGAUCUGGAUAAGACGACCAAUCAGGACCGUAUCCUGAACCCCACAUCUCCAUUAAAGAGCUCCAACACAUUGGAUGAGCGCUUUCUGGACUGUCCCAUCUGCAGGGCCUCAUACCCUGUCAGCCAGCACAGAAAGCUCCUUGUACACAUUGACUACUGCUUUAAUUAAGGGAUUAGGGCUUGAUAUUGCUUAUAUUUUCCAUUUUUCCUCUUUUUUAUGUCUUUUUAUAUUUUUGUAUUCCAAAUAAAAUUUCCACUGAUUUUUCA
Ictalurus furcatus (blue catfish) is the source of this 1379-nucleotide messenger RNA. RefSeq names its product centrosomal protein of 55 kDa-like. The record is from RefSeq and is a predicted model, not a curated record. The coding region runs from base 259 to 1281 and encodes 340 amino acids. The transcript has 7 exons. NCBI's taxonomy places the organism in Eukaryota, Metazoa, Chordata, Actinopteri, Siluriformes, Ictaluridae. Gene Ontology annotation, biological process: regulation of phosphatidylinositol 3-kinase/protein kinase B signal transduction; mitotic cytokinesis.